Molecule: messenger RNA, 6363 nt
Organism: Phalacrocorax carbo (great cormorant)
Lineage: Eukaryota; Metazoa; Chordata; Aves; Suliformes; Phalacrocoracidae
Source: RefSeq, a predicted model, not a curated record
CAGGGCCUGCGUCCCGCGGGUGAGCACGUUCGUGCUGUGAAACCGCAUCAGGAAAGAGAUGGGGUUUGGUGCGUUUUGUGUAGGCCGAGCGCUCUGCUGCCUUCUGUCCCUUAAUCUGGCGGGCUGCCACUGGGCCCCAAUGGGCACGCCGCGCUCCGGCCUAACGCGGGCCCAGGCUUGAGCCGCCGCGAGACCGGGAUCGGGGCCUUUAAUCCAGCUCCUGGGGGCGGGUGAGAGGCGGCCGAGCGGCUCCCGCAGCUCGGAGCCCGCCCGGAGGCUCCCGCAGCCGCAGGGAAGCGCCGCCGGGGCUGGGGCGGGAGGGGAGCCCGGAGGGGCCGCGAGCGCGGAGGAGCGGCGGGCGCGGGGCGACCCCUCAGCGGCAGCUCCCGGCCGGGGGAGCGGGAGCGGCGGCGGAAGUGACGGGCGGCGGCGGCCCGACGCGCCCCGGAGCCGCUGAGGCGGCGGCGGCCCCGCCCCAGGAAGCGACGCGUUGGCGGCGGUGACGUUUCCCCGGCGGGUGCAGGAGCCAUGGCGGCCCCGCUGGCGGCGGCGGCGGGCGGAGGGGUGGGGGGAGGGGCGGCGGCGGCGGCGGGUCGCGGGGGCCGCGGGCCGGCGCUGCGGGAGGGGGCGCGGGUGUCGGCGCUGUGCCUGGCUUGGUACGGGCUGAGCGCCGGCGGGAACGUGGUGAACAAACUGCUGCUCGGCGGCUUCCCCCGGCCCGUCACCGUUUCGCUCUUCCACAUCCUGGGGCUGUGCGGGCUCCUGCCGCCGCUGCUGCGCGCCUGGCGGGUGCCCCCCGCCGGCCCGGCCCAGCUGCCGCCCCGCGCCUACCCCCGCUACAUCCUGCCCCUCGCCUUCGGCAAGUACUUCGCCUCCGUCUCCGCGCACGUCUCGCUCUGGAGGGUCCCGGUCUCCUACGCGCACACAGUAAAAGCGACGAUGCCGAUAUGGGUGGUUCUCCUUUCGCGGAUCAUAAUGAAGGAAAAGCAGACGACGAAGGUGUACUUGUCUCUGAUCCCCAUAAUAACCGGUGUCCUGUUGGCCACCGUCACGGAGCUUUCCUUUGACAUGUGGGGGCUCAUCAGUGCCCUUGCUGCUACUCUGUGUUUUUCACUUCAGAACAUCUUCUCAAAGAAGGUGUUAAGGGAUUCCCGAAUACAUCAUCUGCGGUUGCUGAACAUACUUGGGUGCCAUGCCGUGUUCUUCAUGAUCCCGACGUGGGUUUUGGUAGAUCUUUCUUCCUUCUUAGUAGAAAACGACUUGAGCACGAUGUCUCAUUGGUCCUGGACCUUGAUGCUGCUUAUAAUCAGUGGAUUCUGUAAUUUUGCCCAGAACGUCAUUGCCUUCAGUAUUCUCAACCUGAUCAGCCCGCUAAGUUACUCUGUUGCGAACGCCACAAAAAGAAUCAUGGUUAUCACAGUGUCCCUUAUCAUGCUUCGCAAUCCGGUCACGAGCACCAACGUCCUCGGAAUGAUGACAGCUAUCUUGGGGGUCUUCUUAUAUAACAAGACAAAAUAUGAUGCAAACCAAGAAGCAAAGAAGCAGCUCCUUCCGGUUACAACUGGAGACCUUGUGAAUUUGGACCGGCAUCGAAACACUCCUGAAAAGUCUCAGAACGGACUUACGGCGUUUGCACAACAUGGAGACUAUCAGUAUGGUCGAACCAACAUCUUAACGGACCACUUCCAGUAUAACCGGCAAAACUAUCCAACUACCUACAACUUAAAUCGUUUUGAUAUAUAGAAUCCUGGCAAACAGGUAUAGACUGUGAUAUUGAAGUGUCCCCCACAUUAUCAGAAACUUUUCGUACAUCCAUGAAUGUAAAGCCAUUUUAUUGUACAGUUUUUGCAGAAGGGAAGAUGCAUGUGUAGUGAAAGCGGUACAGACCUUCGACUUCUGCUAAACAGACCUUUAAACGUGAAACAGCUAGAUCUGACACUGGAACUAAAUGCGCAGUGUAGCUCUUGUACAGAGAUUCUGGUGAAAUGCACGUACAAACCUUCAGAGUAAAAUAUCUGCUGUCACUGCUCCUUUUCAGAGUCUGUCAACUGAUUACUCUUUUGGCAGCUAAAUUUGGGCCAGUAUUUUGUUUCCACGCUGGUAACCUCACCUUUCAUUUGUCCUCUGAUAUGUUUUAAUGAUACUUAGGUGAAGCUUUCAGAAAGAAGUGAAACUAAGGCAUACUUCUGUUUUAUGAGGCUUUGUCUGUUUGAGGGGGAUUGACUGACGUGUGCCAGUCACAGACAGGUAGACCUGGAUUCAUCUCGAGCAACUACGAAACUUCACCUGGGUAUUAAUUUCCUCUGUGCCUAUGCCUUCAGUUUUAGACGACAAACCAGCGGAGUUUCUGAAAGAGUAGACGGGAGAAAGAUGGAUCUCUUCAAGGAGCGUACUUCAGGCAUAGAGAAACACAGUUCUCUAAAAUCACUGGUGUCCCGGUCACUGUAGAUAACAAACAAACCGAGCUUGAGAUCGUAAUUGUUUUCUGAAUAACAUAGCCCUGUAACCCGAGGCGUCGCUCUUCCUUGGCAAUGCAGAAAACACCUGCACAAAUAAAGUGGUUGGAAUAAUAAGAUAUUUUUUUUACUUGCUUCACACAUGUUCUUAAAAAACUCUUCUGUUUUAUUUUAGAAAUCAAAAAGUUUAAGGUGUUUUCUUCUCAGUUUUAUGCAUAAAUUAUGCUCUCCUAUAUGAUUCAUGUCUAUUAAUGCAUUAAUUUGCAUAAUCAUAAUUCUUAAUGCUUUCUUAAGUCUGUCUUUUCAGCCCCUAAUUGUCUUCUUAAUUACUGCUGUUGGAGUUGCCGUGUGCAUUUAGCCUGACUUCCACUUCCCACUGAAAGCUCAAAUAGUAAAUUGUUAAGAAAAAAUAAUUUGAAUCAGCAGUAAGUAGGUAAUGUACAGUUAAGAAGAACUGAUUCCAUCAGUAUAAAUCAAUGUACUUCUAGACAAGCUGAUGAUUGUGUAUCAGAUUCUGCAUUUGUGCAUGAAAGGAACGAAACCGCUUGUACGUGGGUUUCACUGAAUCAGAUCGUUGUUGUUAUGACUUUAGCAAAAGCAGAUUUUAGGGGCCUUCUUUCCGUAACAGAAAGCUGUGACUUUUUUGACAGCACAAACUUUAUGUUUUUACUAGAAGGGUAUUAGAUCCCAGUGACAAAAUUUAGGGCGUGGUACAGAACACCCCCUCCACUUAUUUAUUGCUUUACAAAUGACCAUUUCUGUGAUGUGAGAUGACGAUUUGGCUCCUUUUUGGAUAAUAAAGAUUUUAUUUUCAAGUGCAAAGUCAACCUAAUCUUAUUCUUUUGGCUGACUCUGGAGGUAGUUAUGUAGACUGCCUUCCACCACAGUCCAAAAGAAGAAAUGGUCCUUCUGAAACUUCAGAGAUGGGUUAAAUAUGCUGCUAAUGUUUGUGAGCAGAACUUCCUCGAUUUGACUGGAGUUGCAUCUGUUCAGCCUAGCCUAGAACUUGGGCAUUCAGUUUAGAAAAUCUAAAUAAAUUAUUCCCAUACCCAGGUUAACAAGAUAAUGAGGAAAAGCAGUCUUUCAAAUGAAAUCUCUUUUGCCUGUUAGAGUAUUAAUUUGUGUGUAUUUAUGUCUUUUUAAGAUGGGAAAGUGCAGAAUGUGUAUUUCUAAGGCUCGCUUCCCAAUACUUAAGCGCUUUUACAUACAUGUAAAAAGGAUUGCGUGAACGCUGGAUGUGGAUUAGGUUCUGGCUCUGCAAAAGGCUGAUUUGAGGAUGAGACACUGGGCCGAGAUUUUUAAGAGGGGCUGAAGUUCUCCAACUGCUUUCAAAGGGACCUAGCUGUAAACAGUUAGACUCCUGCAAAUGCUUAAUUGUGUUCGUUGUGCCUCACUUUCCCAUUUGGAAAAUGGGGCUGAUUCUCCCCUGCUUUGUAGGGGGGUGAAAUACCAGCCAAAAGUGACAGUGGGGGCCCCAGGGAGGUGCAGGCAUACUGUGAGGUCAUCUGUACAUCCUCCGGUAUGUUGCUGCCGUACUGUCUUCGUGCAACUUGAACUGUUACUUGGAAUAAAGCUCCGCAUACUUUAGUCAUAGAUCAGAGGCUUUGUUAAAUAUAUUUAGAUGGUUUCCUUUUAAAGAACAUAACCAGAUCGGUUUUGCAACUGUUUUCAGAGAAAGCUUGCGCCGCAGACUUAAUGUGGCAGGUCAUUAGCUCAGCUUUUUCUGUCAAGGUGAGGGCUUUACAUUGAGAAUACCUUGUCCCCAGUUGCCAUCUGGGCUCGUGGCCUCGCUGUGUCUCUGAAACAAAACUACUGUACUCGCAGAGCAAAAAGGGACUGACCCAGAAGGAGAAUAUUGUCUGUUUAGGGCCCGGAGAGUGAGUCUCUCUCCUGGAGACUGCCUAGCAGUGUUCCUGCUCUUCUAGUUUGGGUCUGUGGUCAACAGGGAUCAUUUUGUGCGGUAGAACAUGUAAUUAAAACGGUUAAGUGAGUCGGUUACAGGAGGUGGUUUUGCCGAGUACCUGAAUCCGAGUCCUUAAGCAAUAUUGCCCACAUUCAGGUAAAGGAAGUUUCUGAUACUGUUGUAAUAUAUAUAUUUUAAUCUCUGGCCGCUGUGAGAUUUUGUUUGGCAAGGUGAAACAUUUGUUUUAACAUGAUCUGUAAAUUAAUGACGUAUUUAACUAUGUACAUAGGUCUGUAGAAAGUAUGGAAACACUGGAAUAAAAAGGGCAUAUCUAGACAAUCGUGUAUAAUGACCCUGUUAUUAAAUCACAGUGAGGGGGAUGGUUUGGGGUUUUUCCUUCCAGGAAGCUUUGGGAGGGCCGUACGUUAGUUGUAAUGGCCACUUGUGAGAAACCGGAUUCAUGUUUUGCCAUGUGGGUGUGAUACCUUACCAGGCGGUGACGUGACUGAAACUGCGAUCACCUGGAUGUCGUAACUGGCGUUAGGACACUAGUUGCUGCUACCCUGAGAAAUGCUGUGAUUUCCAUUGUGCGUUUCCAUACGCGUAAAUACGUGGCAAGAUUGGGACAUUUUUCCCAAAACAGUCCUGGAUAAUUCUAGAAAUGCCAGUGUGAAAGAAACCCAUCUCUCCCCACUACGCGUGGGUUUUCUGGCUCUGUAGAGCAUUUGGUGCUCUUUGAAGAUCUCUUGAAAAUAUUUCCCUUGCAGAUUCAGUUUUAGUAGCCAGCAGCGAUCACAGCAUCUUUAUCAUCUGGUAAAAUGCUUGUGUUUUUUAAAUACCUGAACGCUAAAUAAAAUCAAGGCAAUACUUAGGCUUUGUAGGUGUACGGUGAUUUGUAAAAAUAGUAUUGGUGAUUUAGGGUCAACCCAUGAUGAUUCCUAAAGCUCGAGACCUUUUCUUUCUCAUGUGUGUUCAAACCCACAUUUUUCUGAUGUAGCAUUUUGCAGCAGAAGAAACUUCUGCCAUGUAGCUAUUUGUGAAAAAGGUGCAAUACAAAUAAAGGGAAAAUUGUGUUUUUUCUAAGGCUUUCAUUUCUGAACCGUGUUGUAAGCUGUUAAAAAUAAUUCCAAAAUAUCUGUGGUGAUGGUAGAGGCUGGUCAAAAUUUCAGAUGUGUUAAUCCUGAGAUCACAGGUGUAUGAUACAAUCACUUUAUGUAGAUAUGCAAGCGCAAAUAUGCAGGUGGCAGUCACCACCCAUCUCUUUUUUUUGUUUGUUUUAUGUUUUUUUAAUGUUGGUAUCCUAUAAAUUGAUGCAAAUAUGGGUGGUUUUACCAAAAAAGCCCCGUGCUCCUUACUGUAUGAAAUCUAGCACUUAAGUAAAUGAACACUUUCAUAUUUUCCUGUUCUUAUCUCAACUCCAUCAUUCUGUGAGGAUCCGGAUGUUACCUAGCCGGCUUGCCUGCGAUGCACCCCUCCUCCAGCCUGUUGAUACUGCGACUGAAGCCAGGAUCCCUUAUGGGAUGACGGGAAGAAACCACACUGGUGACUUCCAGGUACUGGGACUCUCUCCUGUCUAAAAUAAAUCAGGUGCUCAGGUGGGUGUUGGCGGACACCUGUCAGGUAACUGUUGCUUUUGGGGCAUUUUGUGGAUAAACCUUUGUGGUGUGCUGAGGAAUAUGGCAGCCUGGAUGGUGACUGCGUGGGCUCCGACGUGCAAAGCAGUGACGUUUGUGUUGGGAUGGAAGGCAGCAGCAGGAAUCAUGAAAAGUUUCUUAAGUAUGAGCUAAGACUUGAACUUAAUCUGGUCUUCUGGGAUCCGUCUUAAUUUCCAGGUCUGCAGAGUGAUGUAGAAUCAUGAUCAGAGUCUGUAUUUGUGGGUUUUCUGGUGUUCAUUUGUUACUUGGAUACAUCUGUCUUUCUGCGUUUUUAUAUUCUGUAGAUAAUAUGGUGGGGUCUUCAUGGUUUGUCUUGUUAAGAAUAAAAAGUUCUGCCUUUUUCUGAGGA